This is a messenger RNA of Corticium candelabrum, 827 nucleotides long. RefSeq lists its product as uncharacterized. The transcript has a single exon. The record is from RefSeq and is a predicted model, not a curated record. NCBI's taxonomy places the organism in Eukaryota, Metazoa, Porifera, Homoscleromorpha, Homosclerophorida, Plakinidae. Bases 12 to 656 code for a protein of 214 amino acids.
UCAAGAGAGCCAUGAAAGCAGAGAAAAGGGAGAGAACAGCACAACACAAACUGGAUAGGUUUUUGCUUUCAUAUCGGAACUCCCCUCAGGCCACUACGGGACAGAGUCCGGCUCAGCUUUUGUUGGGUAGAAACAUCAAGUCAAGACUGGACUUGGUUAAACCAAGUGUGGAACGGGAAGUCAACAGCAAACUGAUACAAAACGAAUAUCGUCCGCCAAAGGGUUUUGCCAAAGGACAAGCGAUCUGGUUUAGAAAUUACCAUCUGGGCCCCAAGUGGCUUGUCGGAACCGUCGAGGACCAAACUGGACCGGUGUCCUACAGAGUGGCAACGCCUACCAGAACACACAGGUUACACGCGGACCAAAUGAGAUCAGGGCCACAUCCUGAGGGAGUCCCUAGCAAGGAUACAGGUUCAAAGACAGAAGAGGUAGCGUUGUCUCAGCCAUUACCAGGGCGAGAGCCAGUAACUGGGCAAGAGGGGGAAACACAGACACAACAAGAAAUGGACAGCAGACAGGAAGCUCCUAACGAAUGUCAGAUACCAGAGCCACCCACACCAGUACCAGAAGGAGGAAAUGCCACAUGUACCAGGUCAGGGCGGAGAGUACUACCACCCGCUCGCUUGGCAGAAUAUGUUACGGACUAUGCAAAGUGAUUGGUUGUUUUAGCACUAGUUUUAGCGCUGUUGGGUUGCGUUGUUUCAGAAUAGCACAGGGGGUGUAGAGUAGUGGCCCGGCAUAUCCGGGGAACAGCAGUUGUGUAGCCGGGUACUGUACUUGUGCAACGGACGUGAGACUGGAAGUCUAACAGAGUAUUACCGUGAGUA